AUGGUUCUUGUUCACUUUGAUCCUGAAGUUAAAGAAGAACCGAAGGAUCAAGUGCUUCAAACGAACAUAACAGAUUCAAACAAUCUCAAUAUUACCGAAUUAGCGAUUUCUUUCAUUACUUUUUUCUUUUCUAGAAUCGCAUUUUGGUUUUACUUCGGUAUAUUCAUAGUUCAGACAUGCAUUCAAACACCUUUAUAUCCAACAACAACUAUUAUUCCACUCAUUUUCACAUUUUCUUCAUCAAUUGGAAUUUAUAUUUUACAAUCUUAUCGAAAACGUAAAUUAAAUUACAUAACAGACAAGAAAAAAGUACGUGUGCGUAGAAACCAUCAAUGGGUUGAGAUAUUACAAGGAAAUAUCAAGCCUGGCGACGUAAUUCUUUUGAAAAACGGCGACACAGCACCAUGUGAUGUUGUUUUACUAGCCACAGGUAAAAAAUUCCAGAUAGCUGUCAAUACUCGUAUCAUUGAUGGUAAAAAUCAAUUAAGAGCCAAAAAACCGAUUCAAAAAUGCGAUCAUUUCCAACCAGAGAACAUUUUGAACACAGACUUCCAAAUAAAUUACGCCAGAACGUCAGAAGGUAAUCUUCCUCCCCUUACAGAAAGAGUUCAAUUUGACGGAACAGUUAUUGUCGGUCAGGAACAGCUAAACAUCUCAAAUGAGCAGUUUAUUGAGAAGUUCUCUAUUGUUUACCAUACAGACGAGAUCAUUGUCGCUGCUGUUUACACUGGAUCUGAUUGCAGGUGUUCAUUACACAGCAAAACAGGGUAUUUCAGGUCUACACUACUCGAGAAACAACUCAACAGACAGAACAUGAUACAAAUUGCCUUCAUUUUCAUUCUUUCCAUGGUUUUAGCGACAGUUUCGAUUUUUUAUAGGGAUAUUUCAAGCAGUUGGCCAGUUUUAGAUGAUACACCUAACUGGCAAUACUAUACAUAUAGCUUUACCAACUUCCUUGUCCUUCUAACUCCACUUUCUCCGUUUGAAUUGUAUCUAAUGAUUGAUAUCUCAUUAUUUAUUCACUCUUUCUUCCUGAAAACAGCUAUAUUGUCAUCAGUCAACAGAUUGGAUGAGCUAACUCAUAUAGAUUCUGUUGUUGCAUCAAAAUCUCUUUUAAUUGGCACUCUUCCGCCGACAAUCAAGAGAAUUUACGUGGCAGGAAGGAUGUAUGGCCGAUCAAUGACCUCGCAAGAGCUUUCUGAGACAGGAAUUCAAGGUUCUUCGAAUGAUGAAUUUGAUGACCCAUCAUUUUUCGAAAAUGCCAACACUCCUGAGGUCAGCCUCUUCCUCGAACACAUUUCAUUAUGCCAUCAAGCCACAGUUCAAAUAGAAAAAGAUUUUAUAUCUUUUAUUUCAUCAGUUCCAGCUGAGGAACCACUUCUCAGACUUGCCUCAAAGAGUGGAGUAACAUUUGCCCACAGAGGACCCAAUCAGUUGAUAUAUUUGAAGGGAAAUCUGAUCAGAAACACUCUUCUCGCGACAGGAUUCAUCCAAGUGCCAAAUUUCGAGGACACAUAUGUUGGACAAGUCACCUACAUUCCGCAGUCCAAGCAACACCCGCGAAUUUCAGUGAUAAUCCGCGGAAAAGGCACCGGAUUCAUUUUCACUCGCUGGAGUGUCGAAGAAGACCCUGAUUUAGAGGGACUCCCCCUGCACGAGCUGAAGGAGAUGCAGUCGCAAGGGUUGCAGGUCACCGUGCUCUCAUACAAGCAGAUCUCGCCUGAGUCGCUGAGUAUCUCUGGUUCUGACAUAAUUCAGAAAUUUUCUGAAAUUGAAAGAACUGGCACUUUUUUGGCAUUAGUUGGCUUUGAAGAUCCUCCACGCGACGGCGUUUUGUCUUUUGUUAACAAAGUGAGAGGCAGCGGAAUACAGAUGAUUCUUGCGAGCCACGGACCAAUCAGAACUCUCACGACUCACGCUCUUUCUUUGGGAAUUUUGAAGAAAAAUCAGGGAACUUCACCUUUACGAGGAAAUACACAACUUGAGAUUGAUGGAGAGUUGGAGAGGAUGCUGUCUAAUUUGGGAGGAUUCGAUGAUGCUCUUUUGAUGAGUGGAAACCAGAUACAAAACAUAAUUCAGUCAAAAGUUAAAAAUGUUCCUCAAAUUCUGAAAGCGUUCACUGUCAUUCUGAUUGACAAAUGCCAGCCAAACGAUGUCCAGCUGUUGGUGGAGUACAUCCGGAAGCAGGGAGAGAUGACAAUCAUCGGAAUCGGCCAGUCAAUCACAGACAGCGGGUUCAUGAACGCUUCUUCCAUGUCAAUCACUGUCUCAGACGAUUCUCCGACUCCGAUGGGAAUAAUUUCUGAUCUGACUGUCGACAGAUUCGACCAGCUCUCAGACAUAAUCUUUGUCACGUGCCAGUGGUUGUACGACAGAAUCACAACGAUGAUUAAUUUCACUAUUCCUCGCGAUACAUUUCUUGGAUUAGUUCAAAUGGCUUAUCAGUUCCAAGUUGCUUUUUCUGGAACUCCUCUCUUCACUGCCGCUCAUAUUCUGAGUGUUUUGGUGUUUACUGGAUGUCCUGCUGUCUCUAGAUCUGUUCUGAACAAAAGAGUUGGCGAGUACAUCCUCAAAAACACUCCGCAGAAGUACUACUUGAGAAGAAGGAAGCAGCCGAGGUUGUCAUUCAUCAGAUUCAUGAUUUCUUCUGUUCUCUGCAUUUUGGGAGCAAUUUUCUCUGUCUGGUUCAAGGCUUUGGUCGACAGAGAUGUGAGGAAGCCGUACAACGACACCAUUUCUCUGCAGCAGUUCAGGUAUUCGAUGUCUGCAACAUUUAUUUUGUCUUGUGUCGCGUGGACAGCAACGCAGACUGAUACUUGGACUCUGUAUCAUAAUAUUUCAUUGUUUGGAAGCUUGAUCUGUUUCUUUGUUGGGUAUAGUUUGGUGACUGAUAACCAAGGAAACUCACAGACAUCAGGAGUUUCUUCGACAAUGUCUGGAAACUGGAUUUCGUCUUUGUCUACUUUCAUUUUCCCUAUUUGUUCUAUCUUCUUGCAGUUCUCGUACACACUGUUCAAGAGAUUCUUCGAACAGGAGAAACAAGUAAAAGCUCAGCAACCUCAACUUGACAACUCUCCUCAAGCUGCAAUUGUCUAA
Trichomonas vaginalis G3 is the source of this 3096-nucleotide messenger RNA. Its product is annotated as phospholipid-translocating ATPase protein. NCBI's taxonomy places the organism in Eukaryota, Parabasalia, Trichomonadida, Trichomonadidae. Gene Ontology annotation, molecular function: nucleotide binding; ATPase-coupled intramembrane lipid carrier activity. The coding region runs from base 1 to 3096 and encodes 1031 amino acids. Gene Ontology annotation, biological process: phospholipid translocation. The transcript has a single exon. The record is from RefSeq and is a predicted model, not a curated record. Gene Ontology annotation, cellular component: plasma membrane.